This is a messenger RNA of Xiphophorus maculatus (southern platyfish), 2308 nucleotides long. It is a transcript of the gene slc16a13, whose product is annotated as solute carrier family 16 member 13. Bases 135 to 1535 code for a protein of 466 amino acids. The record is from RefSeq and is a predicted model, not a curated record. Gene Ontology annotation, molecular function: monocarboxylic acid transmembrane transporter activity. Lineage: Eukaryota; Metazoa; Chordata; Actinopteri; Cyprinodontiformes; Poeciliidae. Gene Ontology annotation, biological process: transmembrane transport; monocarboxylic acid transport. The transcript is spliced from 7 exons.
GCAGACUCAGCUGCUGCAGCGGCUCCGGCUCACCUUAACAAACCCUGUUAAUGUUUUCACUUUACUGCUCUGAACCGGGACACUGUGGACCAUGAGGUGCCGUGGAGCUGACACACGCACACACACUGGAUAACAUGGCCAACGGAAAGCUGAAAUCACAGAGCCAGGGGGAUGGAGCAGAAGGCCCGGACGGAGGCUGGGGCUGGGUGCUGGUCGUGGCGAUGUUCGUCAGCACCAGCCUCGUGUUUGGACUGAUGCGCAGUUUGGGGAUCUUCUUUGUGGAGUUCGUCCAGUACUUUGAGGAGAGCGCUCAGGCCAUCUCCUGGAUCUCAUCCAUCGGCUUGGCAGCGCAGCAGUUCUUCAGCCCGCUGGGUGCAGCUCUAUGUAACGCAUAUAAUGCCAGGCUGGUUGUGAUGACAGGAGGUUUUCUUUCCGGACUCGGACUCAUCCUGGCCUCACAGGCCACCUGCCUGGUUCACCUCUACCUUUCUAUGGGAGUACUCUCAGGUUUGGGGUGGGGGCUGGUCUUCACCCCCAUGGUGGCCACAGUCAUGGCUAACUUCACCCGUAGACGAGCGCUGGCUGUGGGACUGGGUUUCUCUAGCAUCGGCCUUUCUUCCUUUGCUUUUAACCCACUUUUCCUGCUGCUGGUGGAGACAUAUACCUGGCGCGGAGCCCUGCUCAUCCUGGGGGGCCUCAGCCUCAACAUCAUGGCCUGCGGAGCCCUUAUCCGACCAGAGUGUCUCUCUAAAGCCUCAACAAAGGUGGACUCACAGAGCAGAUCAUCACAGCCUGACCUCCUGCAGAGAGUCUCCUCCUACCUGGAGGUGUCGCUGCUUUGUGAGAGGCCGUAUCUCACCUACGCCUUAGGUGUAACUCUUUUAAACUUUGGCUACUUUGUGCCAUAUUUCCACCUGGUGGCCCACAGCCGCCAGGUGGGCUUCUCUGAGUACCGAGCGGCAUUCAUUAUGUCAGCUGCAGGCAUCACAGACAUUUUUGGCCGAAUUGCCUCAGGCUGGUUCUCGGACUUGGGGCGCUUUCGGGUGGUGCAUCUGCUGACCUUGUGGUCAUUUUUGGCGGGAGUGUUCAUCAUGCUGCUGCCCGUGAGCUCCUUGACGCGCUCCUACACUGUAAUGAUUGUGAUCAGCCUUCUCUACGGUUUCUGCUCCGGCGCUUUGACCUCCAUGGUGUUUGCUGUGGUGCCGAUGAUCAUGGGCGUGGAGCGCAUGAUGGGAGGCCUUGGGCUCCUGCAGCUGAUAGAGAGCUGUGCAGGACUGCUGGGUACUCCGCUGUCAGGUUGGCUCAGAGACAUGACAGGAAACUACACGGCCUCCUUUGUGGUCGCCGGCUCUUUUGUGCUCCUCGGUAGUUUGACCAUGACCACGCUGCCUCACUAUUUCUCCUGCGCGGAGCCUCCACCUCCUCAGAGACCCGUCCUCGUUGAUAACAGCGAGACUUUGAAUUUAGAGCUCGUACAGAAGGACGGCUGCUCGCCUGAAUUCAACCAUCAAACCGCGGAACAAAGAGAACGGUGAUCUUAUCGGGGAACGUCUUUGUUUGCAAAAGCACACAUCAAACCUGGACCAGGCUGCAGUUUUCCACUUCGAUGACUCCGUAUUAUUACUAAGUCAUGCGAAUGAACGUCUGUUCUGCUCACUGUUAGCGACUCAGUGUUGUCAGAAGUUUCUCCGCUGGAGCACAAGAUUGUUUUCUCAUCCGCUCUUCUCGAUGACCCUCUCAUUUUGUUUGCACGUGCUCUCUGAACCUCUGUAAACCAUAAACCAAGAAUGCCUUUGUAACACCAAAUAUGUUUGGCCUUGGGAACAGCUGGGUGAACAUCUGGGUCACAAUGAACUGCUGGUUACUGGCAGGGUUGCUGCGACCAAACAGGCUUUUGGAUAAUACUUAACGCUGGUUAAGGCAACUGUUUAAAGGUGAAAACUUUUUACUUAGCAGGAAUAUUUUUUAAUAAACUCAAAUUAUGGUAUUUUUAUUUUUAUAUAAAGCAUUCAAAGCUGCUGCAGACUCUCAGAUUAAUCACAUUAAACAGGUAAUCUGUGUGACUAUUGGUUCUGUGUAUAUCCCAGCCUCAUGCAUUGUCGCCCUCUGGUGGACUUCCACGAGAAAAGCUCUCACACCGAAACGCACGGUCGCACUGUUUGUUUUAUUCGGUCAAAUACAAAUUUGAUGAUGAUGUCACACGAUGUAGACAAAAUACACAUAAAUAUUGUCUUUUGUAAAGUUGAAAUCUGCCAACUGCAUAGAUUUUAUGGUAUUUUAUUGGAAUAAAAAUGCUCUUUUUGUAAAA